Molecule: messenger RNA, 3936 nt
Organism: Drosophila novamexicana
Lineage: Eukaryota; Metazoa; Arthropoda; Insecta; Diptera; Drosophilidae
Exons: 8
Coding region: 132-2402 (756 amino acids)
Molecular function (GO): protein binding
Source: RefSeq, a predicted model, not a curated record
CGAAUGCGAGAUACGAAGCGGAAACCUUAGGAAAUUCGCCAUUUUCCAAGACAACGGCAACAACAACAAUAUUAUCAACGCCCAUCAUCAGCAGCAACUGAAAUUGAAACUAUUGAAGCAAUUGCAGCGCAAUGUUUGUGUUCAUUGCCGUCCUGUUGGUCAAUACCUGUCUGGCUGGUACCAUACCAGCUACGCCGGAAAAUAUAACCGUAACAUUUCUAACGCCCACCGCAGUGCGUGUCUCGUGGCAAACGCAGAUUGAUCUGAAGGCGCAUCCAAUUGAGAAAUACAUUGUGACCUAUAAGCCCACAGAUGACAGGGUUGUACAGGACGUUGCCGGCAACAGCGAGGCCAUUGUCCUGGACCGUCUGCUGCCCAGCACACAGUAUUCCCUAUCUGUCACAGCCAUUUGGAUGGGCAAAAAAUAUCGCAGUCGCGGCCAGAUUAAAUUUCGCACUCUCGAUCUGCCCAAGAACACAUCACAGCAGGACUUUCCGCCGGGCAUCUAUGGCCGCAAUGGCUCUGGCAAUGGCAGUGACGAUGUUACCUCCACGGCCACCAAUACGCUGACGCACAGAACCGCGCGGGAGCUGCCAACGAUACGUGGCGUAGAGAUUGGCAUUGUGCUCAUCGUCCUGAUGGUUUGGGCGGGCGCCAUUGCGCUGUUCUUCAAUCGCUGGGGCAAGAUCCGUAUGCUGCUGCCCUAUCAGCCGGACUACAAGCACGAGCAGCUCAAGGUGCCCGGCACGGGCGUGUGCAGCGCCAGCGGCUGCAAUGGCCAGCACUCGCAUCAGCAACCAGUGCAUCGUGAACCGGUCACGCCCACAAUGGCCGUUAGCCAUAGCCAUGGCACGCCCACCAAUACCUAUGUGCGCGGACCCAGCGUCGACAAUCAGUCCAUUGUGGGCGCCCAUGUGCUGGAUAAUGUGGAUAGCAUAGAUAGUGCUGUGCCCGAUAGGGAUGCGGAUGAUGUGCAUGCAGAUACGGAUGCCAGAGAUAACGGCUACCCGCCAGCCGAGGAUGAGCAGCUGCUGCAACGAGAUCCGGCACCGCAGCGCCUGCUGCCCCUCUCGGUCAACAGUCAUGCCAAGCAGCGUCGGUUUGCGCAACAGCGCAGCAUACUCAAGAACUCGCAGGAGCGCACCUUUGUCGAGGAGAACGAGGUGCUCGAGGCCAAGAAGCAAUUGAUAUUGCGCCGACGGCGCCUCUUCAGCCACUAUCGGCAAUACGAUCAGUGGCGACGGCGACAGUUCAGCUAUGAUCCCAGUUACUUUCGCCCGCCUCCGUUGCCGUCUAGACCGUUGGCAUAUGCUGAUUAUGGCACAGCUGCCGUCGGCAAUGCCGGUGUCGGCAUCAACAUUGGCGGUGCGCCAAUCGGAUCUGGAGUCGGCAGCUCCACAUCUGCUGCGGCCAAUGUUGGACGCCGGCGUCGACAGUACCGGCGCCAGUAUUCGUGCGCCGAUCGCAGCCGGGAUGGAUCGCGCGAGAGUCGCGGCUCGUCCACGCUGCAGCUGCAGAAAUAUCACAGCAUGGUCGCCAGCGAUACCAUACACACCGAAUCGUCCAUGCUCAAUCACAGCAACUACAGUGAACCGGCCAGCCACAUCCACAUGCUCGCGGAGGAGCGUUCCACAUCGAUCUCGGAACGCUGCACGCGCAGCCGCAUCAAUUCGGCCAUAUUCGUCUCGUCGGAGGGUCGCGGAUUCGAUUCCAUUGAGUUCCUGCGGCGCCAUGGCUCACAGAGUGUGCUCUGUCGCAAGGCCAAGAGUGCCGAGAAUAUUACCGACAAUGGACGCAGGAAGAGUCUGCGUCCGUGGCGCACAGAUGAUGACUCCGUCCAGCAGCAGCAGCAAAACUCUUCCCAGGACAUUGAAAUGAAGGAGUGCGGCGGCAACGCCGGCGAGCUGCUAACGCUACCCGUGCUCCACGACGCCAAGCAACCGAAAACAGCUGUGACUAGUUUGCUGGCGCGUGCCUCUGCUAUUACCACGGCCAAUGUCAUAGUAGGCAGCAUUUCACUAGAGGCACCACCGCCGUAUAUGCAAGACGAUGACACCAACUCUAUAUCAGCGUUGAUCCACAGCGAUGCCUCGGCCAUUGUGCACGACUCACAGGAUUCUGCAGAAACAGUCGAGGAACUGGUGCAUGUGCCGCUGCUGGCCAGUGCAACGGCCACCACCUCCAUUUCUGGCGCCUCCACGCCCAGCAUCGCCAUAGAGGCCAAGCCGCGUGUGCUAGUGCAUCAGCGCUCAUCGACGGCCUCCUCAUCGCCGCACAGUAGCCCCAAAAAUCUGAGUCUCGGCCUCAAGAUAAUCAAACCCAAGAUCGGUGCCGUGCCAAUGGUUUCCGUGUCGGGACCAUCGCCUCCUAUUGAGAAGCCGCCGCUGGCAGAAUGCUUGUAACAGAUGGCAGCCGAAACAUUUAUCUAAGCGCGCUCACUCAAGGCAACUGGAUACCCAGUCCCAGUCACAGAAGAAGCACCAGACACACUCACACACACAAACGUACCCAAAGUAAACACACACACACACACACACGACGCCCAAUCCUUGACUCAGAUGGAAAGGUAGUUAGAAGUAUGCCAGCUGCUCAAAUAAGUGUUUCGGUAAAGCUGGGGAGGAUUAACACGCCUCUUCAGGCAGUAGAAGUAGAUGUAGAUGUAAGAGUAGAUAUAGGGCAUAGGGCGUAGGUGUAGUUAUUGUACCAAAACAAAAUAGAGGGCAUCGACAUAUUGCAAGAAAGCUUUGUAUAUUCAACAAUGACUGAAGUAUACACAUGUGAACAUUAAAAAAAAACUAUAGACGAUGUUUAUACGGCGUUAUAUACACACACACAACUGAUAAAUCAGCUUUAACGACAAACAAGUAAACUAUCAGGCUUUAAUAUUAUGAUGAAUUUCUGGUUUAACCCUAGACAUAGGCAGACUAACAACCUCUUGAUGAAGUUAUAUACUCCUAAUUGUUCAUCCUAUACCGAUAUAUACCUAUAAUAUAUACACACAUAUUAAUAGUUAUAGCCAAACCUAGGGCACUCUACACAUGUUUAUAUACAUAUAUACACCUCUAUGAGUAUAUAUUUUCACAGACAGCCUAUACACGUAUACCCUAAAGGUAGUUGAAAUACCCACUAAAUAGCUUGUAGGCACAAAUAUUGAACCUAGUCGAAAAUGUUACUUACCUACUUACUAGCUAACAUAUCAAAUACCCACGACCAAAAACGAAACGUUGAAACUGUAAACUAGUCUAUAAAUUUAAAUUCCUAUAAUGAUAUUGUAAUUAUUGUCAAGUAAGAAAGUGCCCAGGAUGAGUUCGAAGUGUUUUUAAAACUACUUGUACUUGUACGUUUAUGUAUAGAUGUCAUUUUAAACGAAAUAUACUUCUUUAUAGCUGUAGAUAUAGAUAUAGAUAAAUAUAGGUGUAUUUACGAACUCAUAAUGUAUCCUUUUAGUGUCUAAGCAUGCAUUUUCAAACAGUUUCACUUGAUGUACCUACCAUACAUAUAUGUUAGUUAUAUCGAUUAUAGAACUGAUGGCAGCGCAGAAACCAUUUGCUCUCUCUUCUCUAGUUAGUUCUUUACCCUAUAGUUAUGUUACUUAAAUUCUCUGAGCAAUACUUGCUUGAAUAAUCCCCUACUAAUAAUACCAUUUAACUUAAACUAUACACUAUGUUUCAACAAUUCUUAUGUAUAUACACACGCACUCUACUUAAUAAGCUCUUUUAAACCCACUAUGAAUACAACACGAACUCCAUGCGCAACUAUGAUGAAACAUUUCAAAACUGGAUUAUCGAAUGGAACACGAAAUGUUGUUAUUAAGGAAUUGUCAAUUUAUGGUCCAAAGCUACAAUAAAAAACAUGAAACAAAUACCAUUUGAAUGGGUAAGAAUUAAGCUUAACUAAGUUAUAGUUGGUCUACGUUCAAUUCGCGAUUAAAUAAAA